AUGGCCGGAGGGGCAGGAGGAGGGCAGGCGGGGGCGGCAGAGUUUUGCAGGAGUAGAGGGGGUAGCUAUGCAGAGGAUCUGGUGUGGAACUGGGACUCCUGUGGGUGGCUGGGUGGGGGUGGGGUACGUGAGUGUGUGUGGCUAGGGCCGGGGGGAGUCCGGGGAGGGGCCUACGGCGGGGGCGGGGCUGCCCUCCCGGGCCGCGGCGCGCGCGGGCGCUGGUGUGUGAGUGUGCGCGGGGGCGCGCGCGCGAGCCCGGGAGGAGGCUCCCGAGCUAGUGGGUCCUCGCGGCACAGCCCGCUCCCCGCGCCCCUAUGUGAGGGAAACGGGGAGCCAGCGGUGCGCAGGGGAGGGCGAGGCAUGUGCACGGGCCGGGGGGUGCUGCAGCCGCCCGAGGAAGAGGAGGACGGCGGCGGCGAAGAGGAGAGCGGGGGGCUCGCGGUGGCGGGCCCGGGCGGAGGGGAUGCAGCGGACUGUGUGUGUCUGGCUGUAGCUGACGCGAGGCGGCGAGGAGGCGUCGGAGACCCGCGUAAGGGGCGGCCAGGAGGCGGCGGCGGCCGCGAGAAGUAG
Messenger RNA from Urocitellus parryii (Arctic ground squirrel), 570 nucleotides. NCBI's taxonomy places the organism in Eukaryota, Metazoa, Chordata, Mammalia, Rodentia, Sciuridae. The record is from RefSeq and is a predicted model, not a curated record.